UUAAUUAUUUCAAUGACAUACCAUUUGGAUGUUUUAAUGUCUGGGAAAAAAUGGGAUUAAACGGGCUAAGAUAGGCUACCGCUCCAUAUGUAGCCUAUAACGUUAUGGGAAAGAGAAAAAUGUGCGUAAAACGCCAUUAAAUGCAGCUCAUAUUCUUCACAGUCUGCUUUAUCACUGUAGAUAGGUUGUAGAAAGGGCUCGCCUACUUGCCCCGCCCCAUCUGCAGUCUCAUUGGUCCCCGCCGAGCAUAUAAACCACUUACUGUAUUGAUCAGGUCAGGGUAAGCAAAUCCGAGGAGGAUGUCCACAUCACGCCAUCAUCACUCCCACGCUGCAGAAGCCGGCGGUAGUGAUCGGGAACGUGGCCCCACUUCAGUCCGUUAAAUUGUAGUUACAGCGUUAUUAUCAAGUGGAGCAUCUGAAAACGUCAUCAUUAUCUCUGUAUCUCAUACGCUCACCGCAUCAGGAAGAGAGUUAGGCCACACAUCUAGUCCAACCUGAUAUAAACUAGAAUCGUUUAUAUCUAAGUGAAGUGGUUCAUUUUGCCGAAAUGGUGGCAGGUGAGUUACUUCAGGAGCAGCAUGUUCUGCCCGACAGCACACCUGACGGUGGUGGCACUGAAGGAAAUACAGAGGAGGAGAGCGGCUACAAGGAGCUUUCCAAUGGAUCGGUCCAUAUAACGCUGGAUCCGAAGACGCUGGAACAGGAGCUUCCACCUCCGGACGAAAAAGAGGCGAUGCUGCCCGGCGAACAGAAUAACGAAGCCCUGGAGACGAGACUCUACUGGAGGCGGUUUGCUGUUCUCGCCGUGUUCAGCCUCUAUUCGCUCGUCAACGCCUUUCAGUGGAUCCAGUACAGCAUCAUUACCAACAUCUUCAUGGACUAUUAUAAUGUAUCAAGCAUCGCUAUUGACUGGCUCUCCGUGGUCUAUAUGGUCGCAUAUGUGCCUUUAAUCUUCCCUGCGACGUGGCUGUUGGAUAAGAAGGGUCUGAGGAUGACGGCGUUGUUAGGGGCCGGGCUGAAUGCCCUGGGCGCGUGGGUAAAGUGCGCCAGCGUGGGCCCCGGCCUGUUCUGGGUCACUAUGAGCGCCCAGAUCAUAUGCUCUGUGGCUCAGGUGUUCAUCCUCGGCCUCCCCUCCAGAAUCGCGUCGGUUUGGUUCGGCCCGAGAGAAGUUUCCACGGCCUGUGCCACAGCGGUGUUGGGCAACCAGCUUGGUGUAGCCAUUGGUUUCCUGCUCCCACCUGUACUGGUUCCCAACACAGCCGACGACAAAGACCUCAUGGGCCACAACAUCAGCAUAAUGUUCUAUGGAACAGCUGGAGUUUCAACUCUGCUGUUCCUUCUAACAAUAUUUGUCAUUAAGGACAGACCUCCACUCCCACCCAGCAAAGCACAAGCUGUUCUCUCCACCGGUCCAGCUGAAGACUAUUCAUACAAGAAAUCAAUCAUCAACCUUUUCAAGAACAAGCCCUUCAUUCUGCUCCUCAUCAGCUAUGGCAUCAUGACCGGAUCAUUUUACUCUGUAUCUACACUUCUCAAUCAAAUGAUAAUUACUCAUUAUCCGGGUGAAGAGCUAAACACAGGGAGAAUCGGCUUGACUUUGGUGGUGGCUGGAAUGUUUGGCUCCAUACUGUGUGGAAUCUGGUUGGAUCGUACUAAAACCUAUAAAUUGACUACAUUGAUCGUCUACGUCCUGUCCUUCAUUGGAAUGGUGGUGUUCACAUUCACGCUGAACUUGGGAAAUCUGCUUGUUAUCUUUUUUACUGCUGGUGUCCUAGGGUUUUUUAUGACUGGUUACCUUCCCAUUGGCUUUGAAUUUGGCGUCGAGAUCACUUACCCUGAGUCGGAGGGCACAUCAUCUGGUCUUCUUAAUGCAUUUGCACAGGUGUUCGGCAUCAUUUUUACUCUCAUCCAAGGGCAGCUUACCACAGACUAUGGCCCACUCAGCGGAAACAUCUUCUUGUGUGCUUGGAUCCUCCUUGGCAUUGUUCUAACAGCUCUUAUUAAAUCAGACCUCAAAAGACAUGGUGUCAAUGUGAGCAGUAUAAACAAAGGACAAGCAGUUCCCACUGAGCUGCCUUCUGAAAAUCUGUCCGGUGAUGUCAAGCUGGAGUCUUCUAGCUUACCUCAUCAGACUUCAAUUUAAGUCUUAAACAUCUCCAACAGCACAUUACAACCGAUCACAGACUCUCCUGAGAUGACUUGAAAUCUCCUUAUUUUGCUGUAAUGUUGAUGUUAUAAAGAACUUUCAUUGAAAACAGACAGUGAUAGUUCUUCACAAACAUGCUGUGAAUGAAUUUCUCCAAAUCUAGGCUAAAAUGUGGACACACAAUCGGUCUCAAAAUUACACAUGCAUGAUACUUUCUAUCUGUUUCAAGAAUCGCGGACCAAAUAUUAGGUAUUUAACCGGGCUUGUAAUGGCCAUGUGCACAAUCCUGUUAGUGUGUCUGGAACAGCAUGUUUGUUUGCUUCGUCUCAAAGCACCUUUCUGAUUGUGUGCUACUGUGAAGUAAUGACGUUUAUUUCUCACAUCUGCUGUUGCAUUGCAGAAGAUCUACAUGAAAUAGUUCGACAAAAAUUCCCAUUUUAUUUAUUGAGGAUGACGAAGAUUGCCCAUGCGUUAAAUGAAAAGUGUUCUAUAAACCGAAAAGGCCUAUUAUGUCAAAUAUAGUGCAUGGGUAAACAUAAGUGAGUGCUGUUCACUCACCAUGAUGAGACUGACAUCAUUUCAAGUGCUUAUGGGGUCAUUGCGAGGCAUUGCUUUUUUGACCUGAAAAACAUACUUGUUUAGACUUUUCUGGAGAGCACAAGUCAAUCUGACAUCAUUUGUAUCGCAUUAAGAAUGUGUUUCAUUCAAAAAGGAAUGUGAUCCAUUUACAAAGGUGUGUCACUGACAGGCCUACUGAGGUUUUAUGAAAAUGUCAUACCUCAGAUGUGUGGUAGAAAGAAGCACUAUUAUUUUAUAAGCCUAGGUUUGCCUUUAACUAAUUUUUGUAUUUUAGAUGCAUAUUUGUUGGAAAGAUUGCUUUUUAAGAAUUGUUUUUGUAUUUAUUAAUUUUUGUUUCAAUUUCUACUGUUUCUACUGUACUUAGGAAUAUUUGUCGGUUAAUGAAGGCAGCUGUGUAAACUCGGGUUUGACAUGAUUGGCACAAAGGAUGCUGGGAAAUUCACUGUGGAGUAAAACUCUGUGCAAGAACUCAUUAGUAUUACACUCUGAACACUGGAGGAGUGGAAUUGUCUCAUGUUUCCAUUAUUGCUGUUGUAAAAUAGUAAAAAUCAAAUUGCUAAAAUUAAAUUAUGCAUUUUGUUGAUUAAAAAAAAUACUGAUCCAA
Cyprinus carpio (common carp) is the source of this 3331-nucleotide messenger RNA. It is a transcript of the gene flvcr1, whose product is annotated as FLVCR choline and heme transporter 1. Gene Ontology annotation, molecular function: heme transmembrane transporter activity; heme binding. Gene Ontology annotation, biological process: mitochondrial transport; erythrocyte differentiation; heme export. Lineage: Eukaryota; Metazoa; Chordata; Actinopteri; Cypriniformes; Cyprinidae. The record is from RefSeq and is a predicted model, not a curated record. Gene Ontology annotation, cellular component: mitochondrion; membrane.